This is a messenger RNA of Malania oleifera, 2329 nucleotides long. RefSeq lists its product as uncharacterized. The transcript is spliced from 4 exons. The record is from RefSeq and is a predicted model, not a curated record. Gene Ontology annotation, molecular function: oxidative RNA demethylase activity; ferrous iron binding; broad specificity oxidative DNA demethylase activity. Lineage: Eukaryota; Viridiplantae; Streptophyta; Magnoliopsida; Santalales; Ximeniaceae. Bases 388 to 2109 code for a protein of 573 amino acids. Gene Ontology annotation, biological process: oxidative RNA demethylation. Gene Ontology annotation, cellular component: nucleus; cytoplasm.
UUUUGGUGAAGGCAAUAUCGUUUGAGGCAAAAGCGAACCAUAAUGAAAGAAGCAACGCUCAAAGGGGCUGGAGCUCCAGUAAAACUACGGCAGUAGCGGACCCACAUUCGCCCUGAAUCCUGAUGCAAGGAAAACCUAAUGGACAUUAGCCCAUCUCGUUCCUUAAGCCCAACACAUUCUCUCUCUCUCUCUCUCGUUCGGCCCUGUGGCUUCCCCGUGAAGUCAGAUCAGCACCACUUGCAACUGGCACUUCGAAUUGGGAGCCCUGUUCUUCAAAUUCCACCUUUUCUUUCUUGAUUUUCAAUUAAGCCGGUGUAUGCGAUCGAAAAUCGGUGCUCCUUCAGUGUUCUAUAAAUCACGAAGGGCGAAUUGUUUCGCUUUCUUGUCAUGCGCCGCCUAGUUUUUCGCCCCAUCUUCACUGCAUCGGAACCUUAUUGUCUUUCUCCCCAAUUUUCUCGACAGUUUCCUUUACUCGGAAAAAUGAAUAACGGCAGCAACGGCGGAGAGGGUUCACUCCAUACUUCCGAUUUGCCCAUUCACUGUGAACGUGUUGGGGCUGAUGGAUCCUCUCCUGGUUUCUCUUCUCGUAGCGAAGGUGUUUAUUCCGAGAAAGAAGGACAAGCUUCCCUACGGACAAAAUGUGGAUGGCAGCAGCUUAAUUCUUCAUCUGUUAGACAUGAGAUGUUUCCAAGAUCAGAAAUACCUAAGUUGAGAAGUGAUUCUGUAGAAGUGGGUAGCAAUGCAAAUCAACCAAAUUCAUUGUCCCCUUCAAGCCCAUCUUAUGACGCUGAAUUCCCUACACUUGCUUCCAGUUUUAGCUCUAGUUCAAAACGUAAGGGUACUAAUUUCAACAGUGGAAGAGCUAGAAUUGAGCUAGCACCAGAGGGAAAGGCAGAGGAAUUUAGUUCACAGCAGGGCUGGGAAUCACCCGAUGAGAGUCUCACUUGUGAGCAGGAUGAGUUUUCUCUGCCUUCUCGGUUUGGGAAGAAGAGUACACCACCACCUAAUUUUAGAAGACAACAGUUUGGACAAAGUCGUAGAAAGAAUGUUACGGGUACCAAUUUCAACUGUGGAAGAGUUAGAAUUGAGCUAGAACCAGAGGGAAAGGCGGAGGAAUUUAGUUCACAACAGGUCUGGGAAUCACCCAAUGAGAGUUUCACUAGUGAGCAGGAUGAGUUUUCUCUGCCUUCUCGGUUUGGGAAGAAGAGUACACGACCACCAAAUUUUAGAAGACAACAGUUUGGACAAAGUCAUAGAAAGAAUGUCAUGGGAAUGAGAAAGCCAGAUUUUUCUCCAAAAUUACAUGUGGUUAAACCAUUUGAUAUCUGCGAGCCAGAAGGUGGAAAUGGCGUUGUAGCAAAUGCAUCUUUGGAUUCAAACGACGUGGUGGAAUUUGGUGAAUUAGAAAACCCCAUAGAAGGUGCUCGCCGGGUUCUGAGAUCUGGGAUGGUAUUAUUAAAAGGUUACCUUUCCCAGAGUGAACAGAUUGAAAUAGUGAAGAAAUGUAGAGAUCUUGGUCUUGGCCCCGGAGGAUUUUACCAGCCUGGUUACAGUGAUGGAGGAAAGCUUCGUUUGCAGAUGAUGUGUCUUGGUCUGGAUUGGGAUCCUCAGACAAGAAAAUAUGAUAAGACACGGCUUUUCGAUGGCUCCGAAUCUCCGGAUAUUCCUCGAGAAUUUGAUCUCCUGGUUAAAAGAGCCAUCCAAGAUUCCCAUGCUCUUAUCAAGGAAGACGAUGUUGAAGUAAGCAAUGUUGAAGAUGUACUGCCUGCCAUGACUCCUGAUAUAUGCAUUGUCAACUUCUAUACGACCAGUGGAAAACUUGGUCUUCAUCAGGAUCGCGAUGAAAGCGAAGAGAGUCUCCACAAAGGAUUGCCUGUUGUCUCUUUCUCCAUAGGUGACACUGCUGAUUUCUUAUAUGGAGAUAGGAGGAAUGCGGACAGGGCAAGCAAUGUUCUAUUGGAAUCAGGUGAUGUUUUGAUUUUUGGGGGGAAGUCUAGACAUGUUUUCCAUGGAGUUCCAUCCAUUAUGCCUAAUUCUGCUCCCAAGUUCCUACAGGAAGAAACAAAUCUUCGCCCUGGACGUCUCAAUCUUACGUUUAGACAAUAUUAAAACCUUCUUGAUUACCCUCACUAUUAAGGAAAAAGAAUGAUGUCAUUAGAUUGUUUACAGUAAAGUUGCAGAAGAAUCAAAGUUGUAUUGUUGAUCAUAAACCAAUGGAAGGUGUAGAGUAACAUGAUUCUCGUUGUUGUUGUUGUAUUAAUUGCAUUUGAUAACUUCAGCUCCCACUGUGAAUGCAUCUUUCCUUUCUUUAGGUUGGGAAAUUGUCUUA